Messenger RNA from Nerophis ophidion (straightnose pipefish), 1524 nucleotides. RefSeq names its product tyrosine-protein phosphatase non-receptor type 7-like. Lineage: Eukaryota; Metazoa; Chordata; Actinopteri; Syngnathiformes; Syngnathidae. Gene Ontology annotation, molecular function: protein tyrosine phosphatase activity. Gene Ontology annotation, biological process: protein dephosphorylation. The record is from RefSeq and is a predicted model, not a curated record. Bases 36 to 1328 code for a protein of 430 amino acids. The transcript has 10 exons.
UGUGAUUACAAAGACCCCUUUUUUUGUCAAUCAGCAUGCUUUGUGACAUCAUGGCGGAGGAGCCGACCACGCCCCCUCCCAUGACCACGCCUCCUCGCAAGGCUUCAGUUCGCCUGCAGGAAAGGCGGGGAUCCUACCUCUCGCUGCUGGUGGAUGUCAGCAGCCUGGGGGCGGAGCCUGUGUGCGCCGUCACCACCCCCAAGGAGGUGUGGCUUCAGCUGCUCCACACGUCCUCCCGACCGCUCAUGCACCAGCUCCUGCAGCAGGCGGCUGCCGACGCACACGCCCUCCAAGCCGAGUACCAGGUAGGCAAUGGGCAUCCCUCCAACUUUGUCAGCACGUCAGAUCUGGACGUUCCUGGACACGCCAUCAAGGACAGAUACCAAAGCAUCCUGCCCAACCCUGAGAGUCGUGUCAUCUUGACCUGUACAGAGGAAGAGGGGGGGCCAGACCGCUACAUCAACGCCAACUACAUCCGGGGUUACGGAGGCGCUCCGAGGGCCUACAUCGCCACCCAGGGGCCGAUGGUGCACACUGUGGGGGACUUCUGGGACAUGGUGUGGCAGGAGAGGAGCCGGGUCAUCGUCAUGGUGACGAGGCUGAAGGAGGCCAACGAGAAGUGUGAGCGGUAUUGGCCGCACUGCAGCCACAGGGCGGGUAGGAGGAGGCGCGACGACGACGGAGAAGAGGAGCUGGGGCCAGAGGAGGAAGGGACGGAUCAGUUCGGCCGAUUUCGACUGCGAGUCACAGACAGUCGAGACAAAGACGGCUUCACUGUCACUGACAUGGAGAUAGAGCUGGGUCGGGAGCGUCGUCCUGUCCGACACUACUGGUUCACGUCCUGGCCCGACCACCACGUCCCACAAUGCACCGCUCCGCUGCUGCGCCUGGUGCAGGAGGUGGAGUCCCACAGUGAGGCCCUCAGAGCCGCCGCCCUCCCCCAGCUGGGACCCGUCGUCGUCCACUGCAGCGCCGGCGUCGGGAGGACGGGCUGUUUCAUCGCCAGCAGCGUCUGCUGCCGGCAGCUGCGCCAAACGGGUCGGGUGGACAUCCUGGAGACGGUGUGUCGGCUCCGGCUGGACAGGGGGGGCAUGAUCCAAACCCCGGAGCAGUACCAGUUCCUCUACACGGCCCUGGCUCGGUUCAGCUCCCAGCUACAACAGCAGCAGGAACAAGACAAGCAGAAGCACCCGGAACAUCAGGUGAGUGAAGGGCUCCAAAACCUCCAGCUGGACGCCCAGAGUGACGGGCGGACAGAACCCGGAGAACCUGUAAAGAACCUCAGGCCGGUAGAAGCCCUCAUAGACCAGACACUGACUGCCUCGUGAAUCUCAAGGAGUAGUCUUCACUGAAAGUCUAGAUCUUUUGUCUCGAAACAAGUGUCAAAAACUGCUUGGUUUUACUGUUUAGUUCUGGAGUGUGCAGACUUUGUACUGAGGGCCACACACUGACUAAACAAAGCAUGCCGGGGCCGUUUUUUAACCCUCAGGGCUCCCCUCAAGUUUGGUCCCUGGUCGCCAUCAU